AUGAUUGCGAUAAGCUGGCCGGCCGUGGGUGCGACGAUUUUACCGAACUUGGGCGGUAUAGCCGGUGGUUUUAUAACUAGGAAGCAAAUUAAAAGUAAAUGGUACGAUUCGCUGAAAAGACCCGACUGGAGGCCCCCAAAUUGGGCCUUCGGGCCUGUCUGGACCAGUUUGUAUUGUUCGAUGGGGUAUGCUUCAUACAUGGUUUUUAGAGAUGGGGGUGGAUUUAAUGGCCCAGCAAAAAUACCCUUAAUGGUUUAUGGUACAAACCUUGCUUUUAAUUGGGCAUGGACUCCUAUAUUUUUUGGAGCACAUAAAUUAAAAUUGGCAUUAUAUGAAAUCCAAUUAAUAAAUGCAACAGCAGUGGCCUCUGCUUAUUUGUUCUACAAAAUAAAUCCAAAAGCAGGUUACAUAAUGGUCCCUUACAUGGUUUGGUUGGGUUUAGCCACUGCCCUCAAUUACGUAAUUGCCAGAGACAACCCAGAGGGCGCAACCAUCAAGGAAAUACAAGAUUAA
Molecule: messenger RNA, 513 nt
Organism: Brassicogethes aeneus
Lineage: Eukaryota; Metazoa; Arthropoda; Insecta; Coleoptera; Nitidulidae
Source: the annotation of a GenBank genome assembly